This is a messenger RNA of Telopea speciosissima, 1732 nucleotides long. RefSeq names its product flavonoid 3'-monooxygenase-like. The coding region runs from base 27 to 1592 and encodes 521 amino acids. NCBI's taxonomy places the organism in Eukaryota, Viridiplantae, Streptophyta, Magnoliopsida, Proteales, Proteaceae. The record is from RefSeq and is a predicted model, not a curated record. The transcript is spliced from 2 exons. Gene Ontology annotation, molecular function: monooxygenase activity; heme binding; iron ion binding.
UGGCUUUAGAUCAUGUAAGAUUGAUUAUGGAUACAGUUUAUGAAGAGAGUUCACUAUAUUCAUCUCUGGUUGUACUUUUGGUUACUGUGGUUGGGGUUUCUUUGUAUCUUUGGAUGUCAAAGAAAUUGAACAAAGGAAAACCACCAUUGCCGCCGGGACCUCGAGGCUUACCAUUUGUUGGUAUCCUUCCAUUUAUUGAGGUGGGAAUCCACCGAUAUUUUGCGAAAUUGUCUGAAACCUAUGGUCCUAUCAUGAAACUUAAUUUGGGUUCCAAGGUAUGUGUGGUAUUGAGCUCAUCAUCCAUAGCCAAAGAGGUCCUUAAAGAUCAUGAUGCAAUAUUCGCAAAUCGCGAUCCAAACAUCGCCGCGCUCGCCGUUUCUUACGGUGGCAGCGACAUUACAUGGAGCCCAAACGGCGCGAAUUGGCGUAUGAUGCGCAAGGUAUUCACACAAGAAUUGAUGAGUAACAAAAGUAUUGAUGCUUGUUAUCGUCUUCGCCAACAAGAGGUGAGGAAAAUGGUGAGACAAGUCUAUUCUAAGACUGGUGAAUUGAUUAACAUCAGUGAGAUGAUAUUUGGAACAAUGUUUAAUUUGGUCUUAAACAUGUUAUGUGGUGGAAUGCUAAGAGAGGAAGACAAAGUUAAGAUCUCAGCUGAGCUAAGACCAGUGAUAAAGCAAAUGAUUACACUGGUGGCUAAACCUAAUAUUUCUGAUAUGAUUCCUAUUCUUUCUCAAUUUGAUAUACAAGGCAUUAAACGUGAAGGUAAGAAGUUAUCUUCUGAGAUGGAUCGUAUCUUUGAUUCAAUUCUAGAUAAGAGGAUUAAGAUAUUGGAUGAUGAGAUGCAAGGGAUGGGCUCUGAGGAUAAUAAUAAAGAAACCAAAGAUUUCCUUCAGAUCCUUUUACAGCUUCAGCAGCAAGAAGAUGGCACAUAUUUGACCAAUGCACAUCUCAAGAAUUUAUUUCUGGAUGCAAUUGCGGGUGCAACAGAUUCAACAUCCAUAAAUGUAGAGUGGGCAAUGGCAGAAUUAAUUCUAAACCCUGAGAAAUUGAAGAAAGCUAAAGAAGAAUUGGAUCAAGUGGUUGGUAUGAAGAACAUAGUUGAAGAGUAUCACUUGUCCAAAAUGUCAUAUUUGGAUGCAGUUUUAAAAGAAGCACAUAGGUUACAUCCAGUGGUUCCACUUUUGGUUCCACAUCGCUCAAGUGAAUCCUGCACUGUUGGUGGGUAUACUGUACCAAAGGGUUCUACUGUGUUUAUAAAUGUGUGGAAAAUGCAUAGAGACCCUGAUGAAUGGGAGAGUCCCACAGAGUUCAUACCUGAGAGGUUCUUGGCUGAUUCUGAUAAGUAUGAUUAUAGGGGAAACAAUUAUAAUUUUCUACCAUUUGGAUCUGGAAGGAGGAUUUGUGUGGGAAUUCCAUUAGCAACAAAGAUGGGGUUGUAUGUGAUAGCUUCACUUCUGCAUUCAUUUGAUUGGGAAUUGCUGAAGAAGGAACAACUUGAUCUAUUGGACAAAUACAGAAUCCUCUCAAAGAUAGCAUCACCACUCGAAAUUACUCCCACUCCAAGAUUACCAAAGCCAGAACUCUACGUUUAAUUAUUAAGAAGGGAUUUCAUAUUAAUUACCUGUAUUUUAUAAAAUAAUCUCACACUUAAUUGGGAGAUCUCAUAAUGUCUCUCCAAGUGUGCUCUAAGAUUUCAUGUUAAUUAGCUUUUGCACUAGAGUGUGGCUUUAUU